AUGCGCCCCACGACCUCCCGUCACUCUGCCAGCCCCCCUACCGUCCGUCUGGGCGAUGGCAGUCUUGCUGUGGCGGUGCAGAUGCGGGCGCGGGCCCGAGCAAUCCUUCAACAAGAAUCGAGGCGCGUCCGCGUCCGCGUGCGCCCCUUCUCUUGGAGAUCCAAAUACUCGGGACAAUCUGUGAAAGCAAUGCCCAUGCGUUUGUUAACGGUUGGAAAGAAGAGGUCUCGGGGGACACAACUCCUUGUUGAAGAAUACAAGGAGAAGCUCGGUUACUAUUGCGACUUCGAGGACACACUUAUCAGGUCCAACCCAAAACUUACAAGUGAUGUAAAGGUGCAAGUUGAAGCAGAAGACACGGCUAUGAUGCAGCAACUCAAGUCUGACUAUUUUGUGGUUGUGUUGGAUGAAAAUGGGAAGGAUGUCAUAUCCGAGCAGAUAGCUGAUCUGAUUGGGGAUGCUGGCAACACAGGAUCAUCAAGGCUCACAUUUUGUAUUGGUGGACCAUAUGGUCUCGGGGCACAAGUGCUAGAGCGUGCAGAUGCAACAAUUAGGCUGUCCUCACUAGUUUUGAACCAUCAAGUUGCUCUGAUAGUUCUAAUGGAGCAGCUCUACAGGGCAUGGACUAUAAUAAAAGGACAGAAGUAUCACCAUUAG
This is a messenger RNA of Miscanthus lutarioriparius, 657 nucleotides long. The record is from the annotation of a GenBank genome assembly. Lineage: Eukaryota; Viridiplantae; Streptophyta; Magnoliopsida; Poales; Poaceae.